This is a messenger RNA of Funneliformis mosseae, 519 nucleotides long. The record is from the annotation of a GenBank genome assembly. NCBI's taxonomy places the organism in Eukaryota, Fungi, Glomeromycota, Glomeromycetes, Glomerales, Glomeraceae.
AUGAAACAAUUCCUCAGAUUAUUUCUCGUUCUCGUUUUCAUCACUGCCGUAUUUGCAGCUCCAAUGACGAACUUACGCAAGCGUCUCGGAGAUGAGAAGGAUUGCAAAACAAAAUCAAAAUUAUCUGAUGAUGUGGCCUUUAAAGAUAACGUACCAGUAGAAAAUAGCGAUACAAAUUAUUUUUCUUUCUAUAAUGAACCAACACCACCACCUCUGAUUCUCGAAACCGAAGAGCUCAAAAGUAUUGGUUCCGAUACAUUAGAAUGCAAAUACAUGUUUCCAUUGAUGCCUACCCGUAAAGAGGCAUAUAUUCAGCUUUAUGAUGCCUUUACGGAAAACGAAGUGAAAAUGAAACGAUUUAUCAAAUUAUUUAUAAUACUCGCUUUCAUCGUUGCUGUAAUGGCAGCUCCAAUGCCUAUUCAAAAACGGGUUUCAGACUGCCCUGAUGUAGAAAAAGAUGAUAGAGCAGUCACGAAUUCAGAGGGAAAUGAUUGUCCUGAAAUCAUUAAUAUUAUAUAA